Messenger RNA from Colletotrichum costaricense, 3450 nucleotides. RefSeq lists its product as uncharacterized. The transcript has 7 exons. Lineage: Eukaryota; Fungi; Ascomycota; Sordariomycetes; Glomerellales; Glomerellaceae. Gene Ontology annotation, molecular function: ATP binding; ATP hydrolysis activity. The record is from RefSeq and is a predicted model, not a curated record. The coding region runs from base 1 to 3450 and encodes 1149 amino acids.
AUGUCUUCGACGUUGGAUGUGUCGAUUCACCCCCUAGGGGCUGAUUUUCCGCGGGCUACAACUUCUCAUUACACCGAGGCGUCGAGUUUGAUCUCACAGAAAGAUUCCAAUACAGAGACUGAAAGCAAGGAAACGAUAUCCUCUAUACCUCUUCAAAAGUCAAGCCAUCAUGACGCCUCACAAGAAACUCUCAGCCAGCAAGACCCCGAGGAAUUGCCGUCUGGUACAGAGCCAGAAGUCGAUCCUAUUCCCGAUGAUGUCUCAAGACCCGAUAUACCCGACAACGUCAGCGAGACCUCAGAUGGAAGUCUUAUGCCCCGAGACUUCAGACUGUUCCGCGGCGAAGGGAAUUUUAAAUUGGAGACAGUUGCGCGAGAGCUUCAAAGCAUGUCUUUGCAUCAUCUUGAUGCGUCAAGGACAUACCAUCCUAAUAGCGCGGCAACCUACUUCGCCAACCAUCUGAAGAUGAUGAACUGGAUCUCUGAGGUGAUCAAAGACAGUAAUCGACCUCCUCUGGUACCUCCGAGUGAGGUGGAAUAUGAAGAGAGGAAGCGGUACCUUUCCGGGAAAAUCGAGUGCAAAUGGAGGGAGUGGAUGGACUUACCUCAAGAGUACGCGAUUGAGAUCUUGAUAGAGGAAGAGCCUCUAGACAGGGAAUAUUUUCGGAGCAGUCCCGAUAGUCGGUCACAUGCUAAACCCGUCAUUCUACAACCCCGGGACAACGAUAUUAAAGUGAUCCCUUCCAGGAUGUCAAUCAAUUCUUUGGCGGUAAAGAGAGUCCUUAGUGCUCUGUCGAAUGGAGCCCUGGUUCCGAACCAUCCGGCCGACAAUUACACGAUUUACCGCCCUUUCAAGGUUCUCCAAUGGCUUGAGCCCAAGAUCCGCAAAAGAUUGUCGGAGAUCCAGGAACUCUGUCUUAGCUCCAAAGACAGAGACGUAGAGAUUAAACAUCCAAAUGUGUCGACUGAAGCCGAAGUCAGUGAAGAAAUCGAAACGAAGGAUGCAAAGCCAGCAAUAACAAGAGAAACGAGAGACAACAUCAUAUUCAGUUCGGCGUACGAUUGGAAAUCUUUAACCCAAGAUGAACUGCAAGAAGCAUCUGAUGACCUAGGCACUCUUGUGUCUUGCAUUGAUGAGUACAUUCUUCCCUUAGGGAAAGCAGUUGAGGGAUCAGGCGAUGUCCGGGUCCACUACCAAGAACUAUGGCAUGUAUUCAAACCGGGGAGUAUCGUCUAUGUCAAAGAUCCAGCAAUUCCCCAGAAGCUGUGGCGUGUGGUUCAAGGCAAAGGAGGUCAAACACCACAAUACCGGCAACCUGCGACUCAAGCCACUAAUUUACAGCUUGGAGGUGCUUUGAACGACUCGAGGCCUCUCCCUUUUGUGAUAGAAUGCUAUCACAUAGACUUCGAUGGCGUCCAGUUCAUCCGCGUCUUCAAGAACUUUAAGUUCGAGAUGCUCAGAGAUCUGACCAGUAUUCGUUCCCUUCCGAUCAUUCCCUUGAGAAUCGCAGAGCGAGAUGGCUUUGUUGACAUAUCAGGCUGCAAGGAAAAAGGACAAGAUUUCACAUCCUACACAAAAUGGUCCUACAGUUAUUACCGAGGUCAAAGUCUGAUACACGAACCUGAGGGAACUAUUCUACGCCGUCCUGAGAAGGGGGCGAUCACUUCUGCUGUGAUGAUUUCGGAGGCUAUUGAAAGCCCAGUGGUUGUGGAUUUCCAUCGUUGCCUACAAGAAGUUCCAAGUUGGAAGCCCGGAAGAUCGUCCAGAGGCAGUUGGGGCUUGGCCGAGGUUACUGAAGAAAAGAAAGCAUCGCCACCAUAUUCUUCCCCCCCUCCAAUCAUUCCCCCAGGAGUAGACGAUGAUCGAGUAUGGGAUGCUCGAAUCGCGGAGGAAGUUCUCGAAUACACCGAUCAAUCUCAGCCCGUAGAGGUUUACGGCCGAGAGUCUCCUGAAGGAGAUGAGAUCCUCCUGCUUCCUAACAGAGUUUUUGCUUUUGUUCUACGUACACGUCAGUGGGCUUGUAUUCCUCUCGGAUCUGGCUCACUUGAUACCCAGGGACAUAGCCUCACUAGAAUGGGAGAAGACAAGAAGGCAUGGGACUACCUUCAGAUAGACGACAGUCACAGAACCAUAAUCAAGUCUUUGAUGGCAACUCAUUUUCGCAAGAAGAAGUCUGAGCGGCGUCAAUUUGAUAUCAUCCAAGACAAAGGGAAGGGUCUCAUCGUACUAUUGCACGGAGUUCCUGGGGUGGGCAAAACUUCAACUGCUGAAACCGUCGCAGCCUACUACAACAAGCCAUUGUUGCCUAUCACUUGCGGUGACUUGGGGAUGACUCCAACCGAGGUGGAAUCCAAUCUUCAGAAUGCAUUCCAGAUGGCCCAAGCCUGGGAUUGCGUUUUGCUCUUAGACGAAGCUGACGUCUUCCUGGCCGAAAGAAGCCAGGACAACAUUGAGCGAAACGCAUUAGUAUCUGUCUUCCUUCGCGUGAUGGAAUACUACGAAGGAAUUCUCUUUCUCACGACCAACAAGGUUGGCUCCUUUGACGAAGCCUUCAAGUCCCGCAUGUCCAUGGCCUUGUACUAUCCACCCCUCACCCACGAGCAGACCAAGAAGAUAUGGGAAGUGCAAAUGGAUCGUACGGAGAAACUCUCAAUCGCAGCUGCGCCGAUGGACCCGUCGCAACACGUAACAUUCAAGCGCGAUGAGAUCGUAGCUCUUUCUACGACUCUUUGGAACUUGCAAACUCUCAGGGAUGACCACAAGCCAGUUUGGAACGGAAGACAAAUCAGAAACGCCUUCCAAACGGCCGUGGCGCUGGCCGAAUUCCAUCAGCAGGAGAACAAUAUCCCGGGGCCCAUCGUUGUGAAGGGUGAGCAUUUUGAGAAGGUGGCCAAGGUGUCCCAUGAGUUCAACGCGUAUCUCUACUCGGUGAGGCACGAGCGCCUGGAGAACGAACUUGCCCAUAAGAAAGAGCAUCGCUACGACGACUUCAACCGGAAUCAACUUGGCUUCGGUGGACAAGGGCUUGGAGUGCCUCAGCAGGGAGGGUUUCAGCAGGGUUUUGGGAUGCCCGGAGGCUUCCAGAAUCUGCAUCAGUUAGGUAUGAUGGGAAUGGGCAUGCCGAACAUGGGAAUGGCUGGGUCUGGAUUCAAUAAUCUGCAAAAUCAGGGUAAUGCCAUGGCCUCACAGUCCCCGCAGGCCGGCUUCGGUAACAUGAACAACGUUGGCAUGGGCAUGGACAACAUCAACAUGGGCAUGGGUAACGCUGGUCUCGGCAACGUUGGUCUGGGGAGUGCUGGGAGCGGCGGCUCGAACACAGCCAUGGGUGCACAACAAAGUAAUACCAACAACGUAGGUAUUCCUGGCCAAACUUUGGGGGGACAAAUGACUCCCCAACAACAGCAGCAGCUCCAAGAACUUCUUCGGCUCCAGCAACAACAGCAGCAGUAG